GUUUUGGAGCUCGCAGCGAAACAGUUUAUAUUUCCGCACUCCAGGAUUCCACUUGGCAGAGAGUCGCCGCGCAGCCAAUUAGCCAGUUAGCCCGAUCCGCGAGAAUAUCGAUAUUUAACCGGGCCACAGCAGCACUGCCAACAAAACCAAAUACAACAACUCGAGUGUGCGCCCUGAACUAACUAAAAAAAAGUAAAGCUGUCGUGUGUUUUGCACAUUUAACUAUUUGUUAGCCAAAUAAAGUAGCAAUCGAAUUUCGCGAACGAAAGUGCCGCAAUUAGUGGUUAUAUAAAUGUAAGCCAAACAACGCGUCGUGCAAGAAACUAUGUGGAUUUGUUCGCAGAAAGUUGACAAACUGAGAAGAACUAGUUAGCGACCACAACGACCGCUCCAACUGGAAACCGCACUCCGCCAAAAGAGAUCCUCAUUAGCAUUUCUUUUGUGGAUUAAGGCGCGUGUCAACUAUUUGUCACCGAUCUCCAAGCAAACGAUCGAUUCCUCGUCGAAAAGCAAGCCAGCCAAGAUUGGCCAGAUCUGGACGGGAUUCGGACGUGCCGCAGCCAUGAUAGGACGUUUGUUUCGCGCCCACGGCGAGUUCUGCGCCUCGCAUCCCUGGGAGGUCAUCGUGGCCCUGCUGACCAUUACGGCAUGCAUGCUCACGGUGGACAAGAACAAUACCCUGGAUGCGAGCAGCGGAUUGGGCACAGCCACCGCCUCAGCUGCCGCCGCCGGAGGAUCCGGAUCUGGAGCUGGAUCUGGAGCAAGUGGAACAAUACCACCAUCGUCUAUGGGUGGCUCGGCCACCUCCAGCCGGCACAGGCCCUGUCACGGUUGGAGCCAAUCCUGUGAUGGCCUAGAGGCCGAAUACAAUGCAGCCGACGUAAUCCUGAUGACCAUCGUCCGCUGCACUGCCGUACUGUACUGCUACUACCAGUUCUGCAGCCUCCACCGCCUGGGAUCCAAAUAUGUGCUGGGCAUUGCCGGCCUCUUCACGGUCUUCUCCAGCUUCAUCUUCACGACGGCCAUCAUCAAGUUCCUGGGCAGCGACAUCUCCGAACUGAAGGACGCCCUGUUCUUCCUGCUGCUGGUCAUUGAUCUGUCCAACUCUGGCCGCCUGGCGCAGCUGGCGCUAUCGGGCAGUAACCAAGCGGAGGUGACGCAGAACAUUGCAAGGGGACUGGAGCUCCUGGGACCAGCCAUCUCCCUGGACACAAUUGUGGAGGUGCUGCUGGUGGGCGUUGGCACACUGUCGGGUGUACAGCGUCUGGAGGUACUGUGCAUGUUUGCCGUGCUCUCGGUGCUGGUUAACUAUGUGGUCUUUAUGACCUUUUAUCCCGCCUGCCUUUCGCUAAUCUUCGAUCUAUCACGCUCCGGCGUUGAUAUGUCUGUGGUGCGUGAAAAAGCGAAGGGCUCGCUGCUCCUCAAGUCGCUAACAGAGGAGGAGCAGAAGGCCAAUCCAGUGCUGCAGCGUGUUAAGCUUAUCAUGACCACAGGCCUGAUGGCGGUGCACAUUUAUAGCCGGGUGGCUUUCUCCGGCAGCGACUACGAUGCCGUGGACAAGACGCUGACGCCCACGCUAAGCCUGAAUGUGAGCAAUAAUCGCACGGAAUCGGGUGAAAUCGCCGACAUUAUCAUCAAAUGGCUGACCAUGAGUGCCGAUCACAUAGUAAUCUCAAUUGUUCUCAUCGCCUUGGUAGUUAAAUUUAUUUGCUUUGACAAUCGUGAUCCUCUGCCGGAUCAGUUGCGUCAAUCAGGUCCAGUUGCCAUCGCCGCCAAGGCUUCACAAACCACACCAAUUGAUGAAGAGCACGUUGAACAGGAAAAGGAUACAGAAAAUUCAGCUGCAGUCCGCACACUAUUAUUUACCAUUGAAGAUCAGAGUUCAGCAAAUGCUUCAACUCAGACGGAUCUGCUGCCACUGCGCCACCGACUGGUGGGUCCCAUAAAGCCUCCACGCCCAGUUCAGGAAUGCCUUGACAUCCUUAACUCCACUGAAGAGGGCAGUGGACCAGCGGCCUUGAGUGACGAGGAGAUUGUGUCUAUUGUCCAUGCCGGUGGCACUCACUGCCCACUCCACAAAAUAGAAUCUGUACUAGAUGAUCCCGAGAGGGGAGUGCGAAUCCGCCGACAGAUCAUUGGCAGUCGUGCCAAGAUGCCGGUUGGUCGACUGGAUGUCUUGCCUUAUGAACACUUUGACUACCGCAAAGUGCUGAACGCCUGCUGUGAGAACGUUCUGGGCUACGUUCCCAUUCCCGUUGGCUACGCAGGACCCCUGCUGUUAGACGGAGAGACCUACUACGUGCCCAUGGCAACCACCGAGGGUGCUUUGGUUGCAUCCACGAAUCGUGGCUGCAAAGCGCUCUCCGUUCGUGGUGUUAGAUCUGUCGUGGAGGACGUGGGCAUGACCCGUGCUCCGUGUGUAAGAUUCCCCAGCGUUGCCCGCGCGGCCGAAGCAAAAUCUUGGAUCGAAAACGACGAAAACUACCGGGUGGUGAAAACUGAAUUCGAUUCUACAUCGCGCUUUGGCCGUCUCAAGGACUGCCACAUUGCCAUGGAUGGACCACAGCUGUAUAUUCGUUUUGUGGCCAUUACCGGCGACGCCAUGGGCAUGAACAUGGUGUCCAAGGGCGCUGAGAUGGCCCUGCGCCGAAUUCAGCUUCAGUUUCCCGACAUGCAGAUCAUCUCGCUGAGUGGAAACUUCUGCUGCGACAAGAAACCGGCGGCCAUCAACUGGAUUAAGGGACGUGGCAAGCGGGUGGUCACCGAGUGUACCAUUUCGGCAGCCACACUGCGUUCCGUGCUGAAGACAGAUGCCAAGACACUGGUCGAAUGUAACAAGCUGAAGAAUAUGGGAGGCAGCGCGAUGGCCGGUAGCAUUGGUGGCAACAAUGCUCAUGCCGCCAAUAUGGUGACUGCCGUCUUUUUGGCCACGGGGCAGGAUCCCGCCCAGAAUGUCACCUCGAGUAAUUGCUCCACUGCCAUGGAGUGCUGGGCGGAGAACAGCGAGGAUCUUUACAUGACCUGCACAAUGCCUUCGCUGGAGGUGGGAACUGUGGGCGGCGGAACCGGGUUGCCCGGCCAGAGCGCAUGCCUGGAAAUGCUCGGAGUCCGCGGAGCUCACGCCACGCGGCCAGGAGACAACGCCAAGAAGCUGGCACAGAUCGUCUGCGCCACGGUUAUGGCCGGCGAAUUGAGCCUGAUGGCGGCGUUGGUCAAUAGCGAUCUAGUCAAGAGUCAUAUGCGGCACAAUCGAUCCUCCAUCGCAGUGAACAGCGCCAACAAUCCUCUCAACGUGACCGUGUCCAGCUGCAGCACCAUCAGCUAAGAUUGGGCGCUGCAGGGGCGCCGACUUCUACCCUUUUGUACAUAGAGUCUCUUUGAACGUGCAGGCCAGGCGUUGCAACUCAUUUCUUUAGGUGUUACCUUGUAGUUGAAUGUUUCACAAAUUGCUUGAUAGAUAUCCUGAUUGGCCUGGCCAGGGUACCGUACAGCCAGCGUCCUCCACAUCGGCAAAUCGCUCCAAGCCAAUGCUGAGGGCAUAGGAUGGGUUGAUAUUCGAUAUCCACUCCUGCUGCUACUUCCACUUAGAUUGUACUUUUCGUCGUAACGCUAUUUUUUUCUACCAAUACAUAACUGAAUACUGAGUGAUGAUCCGCUGGAAUCCACACCAGAUGCCAGUCAGUGGAGCUAUGACCAGGACUAGUGCAAGCGCUGAACUUGUAAAAAUUAUUUCCUAAGCGAAAAGUAGUACAUAGGGUUUGUAUAGUGAUUAAAUUAAAACUUUUAAUUAGAGCGUGUACGAUCGAUAUCGAUAUCUU
Drosophila melanogaster (fruit fly) is the source of this 3818-nucleotide messenger RNA. It is a transcript of the gene Hmgcr, whose product is annotated as HMG coenzyme A reductase. Lineage: Eukaryota; Metazoa; Arthropoda; Insecta; Diptera; Drosophilidae. Gene Ontology annotation, biological process: coenzyme A metabolic process; isoprenoid biosynthetic process. Gene Ontology annotation, molecular function: hydroxymethylglutaryl-CoA reductase (NADPH) activity; NADP binding; oxidoreductase activity, acting on the CH-OH group of donors, NAD or NADP as acceptor. The record is from RefSeq and is marked reviewed. The coding region runs from base 563 to 3325 and encodes 920 amino acids. Gene Ontology annotation, cellular component: endoplasmic reticulum membrane. The transcript has 6 exons.